Molecule: messenger RNA, 825 nt
Organism: Sorghum bicolor (sorghum)
Lineage: Eukaryota; Viridiplantae; Streptophyta; Magnoliopsida; Poales; Poaceae
Product: heavy metal-associated isoprenylated plant protein 2
Exons: 3
Coding region: 99-596 (165 amino acids)
Molecular function (GO): metal ion binding
Source: RefSeq, a predicted model, not a curated record
CAGUUCCAGCAGCAGCAUAGCAGCAGAACCUCUUAUUAUCAGGACAAGCAAAUUAAAUCUAUCCAAGGGUGUCAUUGCCAUCACUCAUCAGCUCACCAAUGUCUAAUAAGAAGAUAGUGGUCAAAGCUGACCUCGUCGGCAAGACAUGCAUGAGGGAUAUCCUGUCAGUUGCUGCGACGCUCCAAGGGAUCAAGUCGAUGGACGUUGACGCCGAGAAGUGCACGCUGACGGUGGUCGGCACCGUCGACCCGGUGCGCAUCGCGCAGAAGCUCAAGAAGAAGUGCUUCUCCGUGAACAUCAUCAGCGUCGAAGACGACAAGCCCAAGCCCAAGCCCCCGGAACCGGAGAAGAAGAAGCCGCAGGACCCCUGCAAGGACGUGUGCGAGAACAAGUGCGACAAGAUCACCUGCUGCAAGGAGUGCAAGGACGAGUGCAAGGAGACGUGCGAGAGGCGGUGCAAGGCGUGGCUCGAGAGCGGCGGCUGCUGCACGCGCUGCGCCGUGCCCAGCUGCUACCCCUACUCCUACUCCUACUGCUACCCCUACAGCGGGUGCAGCGGCGGUGGCAGCUGGCCCUGGCGCCCCUACGGCUGCUAGCGAGGAAGACGGGACUGGAUCGGAGGAGCGAGAAAGGCGCCAGUGUGUGCUUUCAGUAUCAUCAAUCAUCGUCUAUGAAUUUCGCCAUGUAGUACAUUAUUAUUAGUGCGUUUUUACUGCUUUGGGUUCCUUUUUUCCAUAUGCAAAUGUCGUCUGAAAAACCGGGAUGAUUAGGUCAGUAUUCGUCGUUGCUGUGGUGGCUUCGAAUUCCAUUGAUUGUGCGUGUAUA